Molecule: messenger RNA, 348 nt
Organism: Dracunculus medinensis (Guinea worm)
Lineage: Eukaryota; Metazoa; Nematoda; Chromadorea; Rhabditida; Dracunculidae
Source: the annotation of a GenBank genome assembly
AUGAGAGAUAUUCAAAAAAAAAUGUUUAUAUGCUCAUCACAUUGUUGUGAGGACAAUUCAAUUAGUCGAGAGGAAGUAGAAACUUGCAUCGAUCGUUGUAACGCUUCUAUGAAAAAAAUUCAAAAUGUCAUCGAAAAAGAACUUACUGCAUUCCAAGGUCAGUUAAGUCGAUGUGCCUUAUCAUGUUACGAUAGGUUGGUACAGAAAUAUGGCCCUGAGCCAGAAAAAUAUAAAGCGGAAGAGACGGCCUUAUUUUCUUCACAACUUGAAAAAUGUGUCUCGACUUGUGCAGAUGAUCAUGUGAAAUUGCUGCCUCAAAUAAAAGAACGGAUUCUUAAAAAUAUUUGA